AUGACCAGGAGGUCAGUCAUUGGUGAGGGGACUGGGGUGAACAACACCCCCCAAAAUGGGGGACACCCGGGGGAUACCCCUGCCCCAAAAGAAGAGCCUGAUGCUCCCAACGGAAAGGUAGACUUGAGGAAGAAGGUGACCCUGCUUCGGGGAAUCUCCAUCAUCAUCGGGACCAUCAUCGGAGCAGGAAUCUUCAUCUCGCCCAAGGGAAUCCUGAAGAACUCUGGGAGUGUUGGAAUGUCUCUGGUGGUGUGGAUUGCCUGCGGAGUGCUGUCCCUGUUCGGGGCCCUGUCCUAUGCAGAGCUGGGAACCAGCAUCCAGAAGUCUGGGGGACAUUAUACCUAUAUCCUGGAGGCCUUUGGACCACAGAUGGCCUUCAUACGCCUCUGGGCUGACCUCAUCGCCAUCAGACCUGCAGGGUUGGCAGUGAUAUCCCUGGCCUUCGGACAAUAUAUCCUGGAACCCAUAUUCAUGCCGUGUGGAGUGCCCGAGAUUGCUAUCAAACUGGCCACCUCUAUAGGAAUAACGUCAGUGAUGUAUCUCAACAGUAUGAGUACGAGCUGGACAAACAGGAUUCAGAUCUUCCUCACCUUUAGCAAGCUGCUGGCCAUCGCCAUCAUUAUUGUACCUGGCCUCUAUAUGCUCUUCAAAGGGGAGACUAAGAACUUUGAGAAUGCAUUUGAGGUCAGUAAUAUCAAGCUCACAGGCCUUCCUCUGGCCUUUUACUCUGGGAUGUACGCCUAUGCUGGGUGGUUUUAUCUGAACUUUGUGACUGAGGAAGUAGAGAAUCCAGAAAAGACUGUCCCAUUGGCCAUCUGUAUCUCCAUGGCGAUAGUCACGUUCUGCUACGUGUUGACUAACGUGGCAUACUACACUGUGAUGUCAGCAGAGGAGCUGUUGGCAUCGCAAGCCGUCGCCGUGACGUUUGCAGGGAAGAUGAUGGGGAACUUUUCGGUGGCGGUGCCGGUAUUUGUAGCCUUGUCGUGCUUUGGUUCGAUGAAUGGCUGCUUGUUCGCUUUCUCAAGAAUGUUCUACGUGGCAUCACGCGAGGGCCAUCUCCCUGAGGUUCUGUCCAUGAUCCACGUCCGCAGACACACUCCUUUGGCAGCCGUCCUCGUUCUGUACCCUAUGACGGUGUUUCAGCUGUUUGUGGGAGAUAUCUACAGUCUGUUGAACUUCAUGAGCUUCCUCCGCUGGCUCUUCAUUGGCGUGGCUGUGCUGGGCCUCAUCUACAUGAGAUACACACGCCCUGACAUGCCACGCCCUUUCAAGGUUCCUCUUUUCAUUCCAGCCAUUUUCUCCUUCACCUGUUUCUUCAUGGUGUUCCUCUCUCUCUACUCCGACCCCGUCAACACAGGGAUAGGAUUCGCCAUCUCCCUGACAGGAAUCCCAGCCUACUAUAUUUUCAUUGUGUUUGACCGCAGACCCAAGUGGCUACAGGAUGGUUUAGAUUCCUUGAACAGAUCUGUCCAGAUCAUCCUGGAGGUGAUCCCAGCGGAACACUGA
Molecule: messenger RNA, 1506 nt
Organism: Salvelinus namaycush (lake trout)
Lineage: Eukaryota; Metazoa; Chordata; Actinopteri; Salmoniformes; Salmonidae
Product: cystine/glutamate transporter-like
Exons: 12
Coding region: 1-1506 (501 amino acids)
Biological process (GO): amino acid transmembrane transport
Cellular component (GO): membrane
Molecular function (GO): L-amino acid transmembrane transporter activity
Source: RefSeq, a predicted model, not a curated record